CGAUUCUAUCUGAAUAAGGUUUUACAGGGAAAACGCAAAGUUAAAACUGCAGCAUUGUACAUGCAUAGUGCCAUGCAGUAGAAUCUGUGUUUAGAUAUUUUUAUGAAGAAGUGUUGGCGUUAACAAUAGCAUUAUGUUGCAAACACCAGCCACUUCAGACUUGAAUCAAGAUAUCGUAAAAUAUCAAUCUUACCUGACAAUACUGAACAGCCCGAGCACUCCGGAUGAAAACAAAUUGAAAGCAGCUCAAGAAAUCAGUGAAAGAUUUGAGGAUCUUGCUCAGUCUCCCAAAUACUCUGAAUUCCUUUCUAAAUGUGUGAUCAACUUCAUCAAACUACUCCAAGAUGGAGAACCGCAGUUUAUUUCAGAAAACCCAAGUCAGCAACUGCGCAAGUUAGUUCUUGAUAUUUUGCACCGAAUACCAACAAAUGAUCAUCUGCGUCCUCAUGUUAAAAAUAUUCUCAAUCUCUGCUUUCAACUGCUUGAGGUGGACAAUGAAGAAAAUGUUCAAGUUUGCAUCAAGAUUAUAAUCGAGCUACAUAAGCAGUUUCGACCACAAAUUGCUCCAGAGAUUCAGAACUUUUUAUCCUUGGUAAAAAGAAUCUAUGGAGACCUACCACAAAACAUGAUCUGGUUAUUUGAAAACCCGACCAUACGAGAAGGAGGUCUACCUGAUCCACAACGUAUUGGAACAGUGACACAAGUUACUUUUCGAGCAGGAAUACCCGGUAACCCGAGUCCUGGGGGGAAAACUGUUACUACGGUGAUUCCAAAAGCAUUGAACUCGAUGAAAGUUUUGCAAGAAAUUCCAAUCACUGUCGUUUUAAUGUACCAGUUAUACAAGCAAGCCACACAGAAUGUAGUGGCAGAGUUCAUACCUCUUAUAAUGAAGACCCUGCUACUACAACCUUCACAAGCAGCAAGAGUUUCCUCCACUUUCAAUCAUGAACUGUUUGUUGACUUUACAGCAGCUCAAGUUAAAACUCUCUCGUUUGUUGCUUUUUUUGUCAGACUUUAUCAGGAAAACAUCAAACAAUAUUCAAAUGAGAUGGUGCAAGCAAUGCUUCAGUUGCUAACCAACUGCACACCCGAGGUGGCUUCCUUGCGCAAGGAGUUGCUUAUUGCUGUGCGACAUAUUCUUGCCACUGACCUCAAAACAAGGUUUGUGCCUCAUAUGGAUCGACUUCUUAAUGAAGAUAUAUUAAUUGGCACUGGUUGGUCAGCAAGGGAAACAUUACGAACACUUGCAUACAGCACGUUAGCUGAUCUCACUCAUCAUGUAAGAGGACAACUCUCACUUGCUCAGCUUUCAUCUGCUGUACACUUGUUUGCGAAGAACGUCCAUGAUGAUUCUUUACCCAGCUCGUUUCAAACUAUUUCGUGCAAACUUUUGUUGCAUUUGGUGGAAGGUAUAACCAAGAAAAGUGAAAGCGAAAAACUCCCGCAACAAGGGCGGGAAAACUUGAUGAGAAUGCUGGAGGUGUUUGUGUUAAAGUUCCGCAUGAUCACCAAGCAUGUUUUACCCACCCUGUUCUCCAAAUGCAAACAAGUUGAAUCUUCAACUGCAAGCAAUGGAUCUGCAUCAGCUAGUGGCCAGACUGAUUCAACAACCACCAACGCAAGCGCUUCUGCCGCACCAUUUUCCCUCAGUGCUCAGGCGUCAACCAGCGCAGCGGUCACAUCAAGUUCACAACUCCCAAGCAGUAAAUCUCCAGAACUUGACAAAGAACUUAAACCAGAUGACAGCAAAACUCCUGGGGUCGUAUCAGUAGCAGACUGCCGCAGCCUCGUGAAAACUUUAGUUUGUGGGGUUAAGACCAUCACUUGGGGUGCUGGGUCGUGCAAAGCUGGAAAAGAUACGGCCAGUACAUCUGGGUUGGGAAUAUCAGCUUCAAAUAAACAGUUCUUGCCAGAAGAAACGGAGCUGUUUGUUAAACUGGUCAGAUAUGCUUUGAAAGCACUUGAUAUAUACCAGAUUAACGUUGCAUCAAAUGGUCAAAUGAGCGUUCGUCCGUCAAACUGCCCGACGAUGCGCAUGAAGGAAGAGAAAGAAGUUUUGGAACAUUUUGCCGGGGUCUUCACCAUGAUGAACCCUCUUACUUUCAGAGAAAUAUUUUCUGCCACUAUCACAUAUGUGGUUGAUAGGAUUCACAACAACUAUGCACUGCAGAUUGUGGCGAACUCCUUCCUUGCGAGUCCCCACACCUCGGCUACAUUUGCUACAAUUCUUGUCGAGUUUUUACUGGAGCGUCUUGAAGACAUGGGGAAACCUGGUGAACAAUCUAAUCUCUAUCUCAAGUUAUUUAAGCUUGUCUUUGGAUCUGUGUCUUUAUUUGCGAACGAGAAUGAACAGAUGUUGAAACCUCAUCUUCACACAAUUGUAACAAAGUCAAUGGCUCUCGCAAACACCGCGCAUGACCCGUACAACUACUUCCUUCUGCUGCGUGCACUGUUCAGGUCCAUAGGUGGUGGAAGCCAUGAUUCACUCUACAGAGAAUUCCUACCUCUGCUGCCCAACUUACUACAAGGUUUAAACAGCUUACAAAGUGGAUUACAUAAACAACACAUGAAGGACUUGUUCGUUGAAUUGUGCUUGACAGUGCCUGUGAGGUUAAGCUCCUUGCUUCCAUACCUCCCUAUGUUGAUGGAUCCUCUUGUUUCUGCCCUAAAUGGUUCACAAACACUAAUAACACAGGGCUUGAGAACACUGGAGUUGUGUGUGGAUAAUCUUCAACCAGACUUUCUAUAUGAUCACAUUCAGCCUGUACGAGCCGAACUGAUGCAAGCGCUGUGGAGGACCCUUCGUAAUCCUUCGGAUGACAUCGCUCAUGUUGCGUUCAGAGUCCUCGGGAAGUUCGGAGGAUCGAACCGGAAGAUGUUGAAAGAAGCUCAGAGACUCGCUUUUGAUGAUUCAGGAUCUAUAGGUCCGUGUGUGAAACUUAGAUUCGUCGAUUGUAAGGGAGAGGUUCCAUUACCGGUGAAGGAUAUAAUAGGAAGUGCAUUAAAAUGUCUUAAAAGUCCAAACACUGAACAUUACUACAGAAGGCAGUCGUUUGAAGUUAUCAAGUGUUUCUUGAUCGGAAUGAUGAAUAACGGCGACAGCAGUGACAACUUCUCCCACCUCAUUCGCCACUCAAGUUUCACCAAAGAUGAGUUCACACGAAUGCCCGCUUCGGCUUUGUACAAAUGUCAAGACUCGGUUACAAGAAACGCGUUCAAGCAAGCCCUCACCGGCGCAUUCAUGUGUGCGGUGAUUAAGGAUCUACGGAAGUUAGCUCUGCCAUUUGUUGCUCACAUAGUAAGGCAUUAUACAUUGGUGGCGAUCGCACAACAAGCUGGACCUUUCCCUAUCACCACUCGACAGAAUAAAAGACGUUUAUUCGGAUACAAUGGCGAAAGAGGAGGCAUGCAAGCAGGUAUGGAUCCCCUUGUGUUGGUCGAUGCAAUUGCUGAGUGCAUGGCUUAUGAGGAGAAGGAAUUAUGUAAGAUCGGGAACAUUGCUAUUCUUCUUAUGGUCAAAGUUGGAAAAACUGUUCUUGGGUCUUGUGAGAGGUCGGCCAAUCUUCCCAUCUUUUCCUAUGUGGUGGAACGUAUGUGUGCUUGCUGUUACGAUCGAGCAUGGUAUGCUAAAUAUGGCGGUUGUUGCGCCAUACAAUAUCUUAUGCAGCAGAUGCCAAUAAAAUGGAUAUUGGAACAACAAUAUGUCUUUUUACGAGCCCUUCUCUUUGUGAUGAUGGAUCUUACGAAUGAAGUCUCAAGUGGAGCUGUUGAUUUAGCUAAAGAUAUUCUUAAGGAGUUGUUAAUUAAAUGUGCCACCCCACUAACUGGGGAGUUGGCGGAAGACCAAGAUGCGUUACGACUCCAACAAACUUCAUUCAAUCGAGUCAUGCAUGAGUUGGUGAGAGAAGUAACCUCUCCGAACAAACUCGUCAGAGAACAAGCUGUCAGUUCUCUCCAAAUAUUAGCUGAAACCUCCGGCCAUUCAAGUGUAACGGACAUCAUGUCACCUCACCGCGACGUACUUUCCGACAUGAUACCACCGCGCAAACAUUUGCUACGACACCAGCCAGUCAACACACAGAUUGGUUUGAUGGACGGAAAUACUUUCUGCAAUUCUCUUCGACCACGUUUGUUCACAUUAGACUUAUCAGUCAAGGAGCACAAAGUUUUCUUUACCGAGCUGUUUCAUAUUUGCGAGGCAGAUGACGCGGCACUAAAGAAGCUGGCUUGCUAUAAAAAUGUGGCAAGCCUUAUCCCGUUGAGAAUGAGUGCUAUGAAAGCUUUGUCUGUUCUUUACUACAUACCACAGGUGAAAGAGAAAAUUAUCAACGUUUUGUUUAAACAACUUGGAUCUGAAAGUAAAGAAUUGAUGACGACUGCGGAAGAAUGUAUACGCCAGUUUCUCAAAGGGACAGAAUCGGAUGGAAAACUGAUCGAGACUGAUGUUAUACACAAUGCAAUGCGUCCUACUUUGUUGAAGAUGGGAGAUUACAGAAAUCUUACCCUUACUGUAGUCCACCACUUGGCGGCACUGUCAAGGCUCUUUCCGAACACAUUCAACGAAAAGUUGUGUGAGCAAUUAUUCGCGCACCUUACUAAGUGGUUGGACACUGCGUUACUUAAACAAGCUUCUACACAAACUACAACUCCAGCUACAACUAAUGGUCAGGACCCUAAAACGGAUGUGACCAAGGAGUUAGAGCUCUGUGCUGCCAUCUUGGAAAUAUUCCAUCUUAUUCCAUUGGCCCCACAGGCAUUGUUGGAACCUCUGAUUGUGUUGGUCGUAAAAACCGAAGCGGGGUUAAUGUUAGAAGUGGGAAGUCCCCUACGUACCCCACUUUUAUGCUUCCUGACCCGGCACGCAGACGCAGCUCUCAAUAUUUUCCUGCUCGGAGCAGCUGAUCGACACUGGAAUAGAUUAUUGAUCUCCUUCCUCAAAAGAAGCGAUAAAAACGGUGAAAUUUUACGAGAACAUCUUGAAAAAAAGGCACAGAAAAUACUUAGUCUUUGUUUCGCUGCAAGUCCUGACACAGGUGCCAUGACCAGCCAGAUGGCAGACUUGCAAUAUUUUGGAAUACUGGUUAUAUGGAUUUUAUCAAAGCAUAACCCACAAUUUCUGAGUUUAAACAUGCCCGUUGUGAACAAGCUGCAUGAGAUCUGGAUUCGACCGGAAUUUCACAAGAAACAUGAAAAAGAAACAAGCCUUAACUGCCAUUUUGAUGAAGCACGCCUGUUGUGUAAAUGUCUGUUACGAUAUGCCUCGAAAAAUCCGUCAGAUGUCGGACUUCAGUUUCAACUACUACGAGCUUUUUCCACACGGACCCUCACUGACUUUCAAUUCCUAAAAUCCUGGUUUGAAGAACAUGUGCCUAACAACUACAGCAUGCUGCAGAAACGAAUGAUAUUCUUCAAAUUUGUUGAACUGUACCAUGAACCAUCGUUUCCUUCUGAUUUAAAAGCUCUUGCCAUCCAACACAUUGUGAUCCCUGUGUUCCGACAUGCGUUUGAUAACAACGAGAGCGAACAGUUAAUUGGAGGGCCCCCCAACCCUGAAGUGGACAACCCAAAUGAUUGCAUCAGUGUGUUCAUAAACAGAGUAAUUGAUCCUGACAAACCUUACGCUGCUCCGGAUGCGGUUCAGAUCCAACUUCUUCGAUUCCUCUCCCUCCUCGUGGAUCGCGCCUCUCCCUACAUCCAUGAUCCUUCCAACAAGAGCCACGGGGACAAACUCCGUCGGAUCAUGACGUUCGCGUGGCCGUGUCUCCUCCCACGAAACUGUGUCGAUCCUGCAAGCAAAUAUCACGGCCAUCUUCUGCUCUCGCACAUCAUCGGGAGCUUUGGAAUCAGGAAGAGGAUCGUCCUCCAGACUUUUUACUCUCUUCUCAAGGCGCAUGCAGUUGAAGCUCGAACAGUUGUCCGUCAAGCACUUGACGUUCUGACUCCAGCCAUGCCAGCCCGGAUGGAAGAUGGCAACCAAAUGUUGACUCACUGGACGCGGAAGAUCAUCGUGGAGGAGGGACACACUCUCGCACAACUGAUGCACGUUUUGCUCCUCAUCGUAAGGCAUCACAGGGUCUAUUACCCUGUCAAUAGUGGUUUAGUACAGCAGAUGAUUGCUUCAAUGCAAAGAUUGGGUUUUGCUCCAAACACAAACAUGGAACAAAGAAGGUUGGCUGUAGACGUUGCAGAAGUUUUGAUAAAAUGGGAAAUACGUCGAAUAUCUGAAGAACAAGAAGCCAAUGAAGCCAAAGGAUUAAUUCGACCUGUAGCAGCCCUCUCGAUAAAGAUGGAUCCGGUUCCGUCAUCAACUCAUCGUGUGGUAGGAUUGGAUAAAAAACAUUCCGACACAGUGGUCAACUUUCUACUCAGAAUGACUUGCCAGGUGAAUGAAUCCUCUGGUGGCUCUGCUGAAAUAUUAUCCCGGAGAUGUGUGGUUCUAUUAAGAAGUGCAUUAAGGGCAGAUGUUUGGCCGAAAAGUGACUUACACUUGCUAUGGGUGGAUAAACUACUUCUCAGUGUUGACCCUGCACAGCAAGGAAACACUGGUAGCAUAUGCACCGGUCUUGAACUGAUAAACCUGAUUCUAUCAUUGAUUCCUAAAGAUUCGGUCAUCUCUACAGUCAAACCUCUGCAAAAGGGAAUAGCUGCGUGUAUGACCUGUUCAAAUGUGAAGGUCAUUCGGUCCGUGCAAAGCUUAUUGGUUCGUUUGUUUUCACUUUUCCCGCCCACUGCUCCACCAGCCAAUCACGAUCCAAUGUUGGGUCAGGUGAUCGUUCCAAAAGUUGAGUUGAGUUUGGCUGAAAGAGAUUUGGAGGUUUUGUUUUCAGCCAUGGAAAACACUGUACUGGAGGGCCUUAAUGAGUUUGAAAAAGCAGGAACAACAUCAACUGGUUUAUUUUCUACUCUCAUGAUUUUGAAGGCAGCUUGUACACACACACCUGCAUAUAUUGACCACUUGCUUGCUACUUUUGUCAGAGUAUUUCAAAAGCUUGUGAAGGAACAUCUGCAAUCUCCACCGCAAUCUGGACAAACUGGUUCAGAAGUUAGCCCAUUCAUUAGCGAGUUGAUAGUUGUGUGCCUGGACCUCGCAAAGUGCAGAGUGGUCAGUAUGGCUGCCGAUACCCGGCGCUCACUCAUGCACGGCGUGUUUUCGCAAAUCAUUGAACGCUCCACUGACCCCAAACUCAUCAAAGCGGUCAUCCGUAUCAUGGACGAGUGGCUUAAGGCUCGUGCAUCCGGAGAUGCCAGCCAAGCUCCUACAUUGCGUGAAAUCUCUCCUCUGCUCCUUAAGUUAAUGAACAUUGACAAACGUUUCACAUCCGAACAUUUAGAUAUACACACUGGGUUCCUGGAUCUUGUCAACUAUGUAUACAGAGAUGAAUCUUUAAGUGGUAGUGAACUUACCAGCAAACUGGAGCCAGCGUUUCUCUCUGGUCUACGCUGUACAAACCCCACAACAAGAAGAUCUUAUUUCGAAGUUUUUGACAACAGCAUACCACAAAACCUGUAUGAUCGUCUGCUUUAUAUGAUUUGCUCACAGAAUUGGGAAGCCAUGGGAACUCACUACUGGAUCAAGCAAUGCAUUGAGAUGAUUUUUGCCGUGUGUGAUCGUACCAGCACUGUCAUGGCAAAAGGGAGUCCUUACCUUUUACCUUCCAUCACACAUGUCAUCACACUGGCUGAUCCUGCGGACCGAGAUGCUUUUAACGCCCUCGCAAAAGUUAAAACGGAGCCAAUGGACAUUGACGUGUAUGCAAAGGAAGAAGAGGUUGAGAGCAUGAUGGAGACAAGCGAGGAUGAUUCUCGAACAAAAACUUCGAAUCUAACAUCCUCAAAGACUCCAUCUUCCGUCACAACAGUUGAAGAUCGAAGCCAGCAGCUAAACACAUUGAUAACAAGGCACUGUAAGUUUCUUGAGUCGCUGUCGGAAGCAAAAUCGUCUUCCUUUCUUUUAGCUGCCGCUCAAUUAUGUCAUAACGACACUCAACUCUCUCACGCUAUCUGGUGUCGCUUAUUUCCCAAGAUUUGGUCGACUUUUACCAACAGACAACAAUCGAGACUCAGUGGAGAAUUAAGUGCAUUUGUGUGCAGUGGUGCGCAUCUUAUACAGAAAGACUGUCAACCAUCAGCAGUUCACACCAUUGUGGAAGCACUGACGAGCUGUGUGCCGGUUAUUCCUUUAAAACCACCUGUUAUCAAAUAUCUUGGAAAAACCCACAACUUAUGGUUCCGAUGUUCUUUGGUGCUUGAGCGUUUGUCGUCCGAAUGUGGCGCUGACACGAUUAAACCAAAAACAAUCACUGCAGCGGGGUUUGAACCUGAACCCAUCAACACAAGACAGCAAGAGGUUUUGGAUGCUUUGUGUGAUCUGUACUCUCUGCUUAGAGAGGAAGAUAUGUGGACGGGAUUGUGGCAGAAACGAUGCAGUUUCCCUGACACAGCAAAAGCAAUGGCAUACGAACAACAGGGUUUUUUUGAGCAGGCUCAGGCCACAUACGAAAGCUUAAUGUCACAAGCUCGUGAAGAACACAACAAGGCUCCCGCUCCAUACAGCUCAGUUGCUGAGUACAAAGUAUGGGAGGAGCACUGGAUUCGAUGUUGCCAGGAACUAAACCAGUGGGAGGUAUUGAAUGAAUAUGGAAGCUGCAAAAGUGUCUGCAAUCCUCACUUAGUUGUUGAAUGCGCGUGGAGGUUACCUGAUUGGAACAACAUGAAAGAUGCCCUUGUACAAGUAGAGCUUUCUUACCCAAAAGAAAUGGCUUGGAAAGUGAAUAUGUAUCGCGGGUUCCUUGCUAUUUGCCAUCCCGAAGAACACCAACUGAAUCUCAUUGAAAGAAUGGUUGACUUGGCCAGCUCUCAAGCUAUCAAAGAAUGGAAAAGGAUUCCACGCAUUGUGUCUCACAUCCACACACCACUGUUACAAGCUGCACAACAAAUUAUUGAGUUACAAGAAGCCGCUCAGGUCCAUCAAAGUUUGCAACCAAACAACAUUGGCCGAAGUAACUCCCUCCAUGAUAUGAAGGCAAUAGUUAAGACUUGGAGGAACAGACUUCCAAUGACCUCUGAUGACCUUUCGCACUGGAGUGAUAUCUUCACAUGGAGACACCAUCACUACCAGGCAAUAGUCCAAGCAUAUGAUACCGCAUCUGCCAGCCAGCAAGAUCCAAACUCCACCCAUGCAAUGUUGGGCGUGCAUGCUUCUGCAUCUGCUAUCAUUCAUUAUGGGAAGGUGGCAAGAAAACAUGGUCAGAUAAAUUCUGCCCUUGAUUCUCUAUCUCGUAUUCAUUCUAUACCAUCUGUUCCUAUCGUGGAUUGCUUCCAAAAGAUACGUCAGCAAGUGAAAUGUUAUUUGCAAAUGGCUGCAGUGAUGGGAAAGAAUGAAUGUAUGCAGGGUUUGGAGGUAAUUGAAUCAACCAACUUGAAAUAUUUCACUCAUGAAAUGACUGCAGAGUUUUACGCCUUAAAAGGAAUGUUCCUGGCUCAGAUUGGGAAGUCUGAUGAAGCCAACAAAGCUUUUUCUGCAGCUGUUCAAAUGCAUGACGUCCUAGUUAAAGCAUGGGCAUUAUGGGGGGAUUAUCUGGAGUCUGUGUUUUUGAAGCAAAAUGGAAGCCCACCAAGUUCGGUAGAGCAAGCUGGCGUGUCAGCCAUUACAUGCUAUCUACACGCUUGUCGCCAUCAAAACGAACACAAAUCAAGGAAAUAUUUGGCCAAAGUUAUUUGGUUGCUAAGUUAUGACGACGAACAAUGUACUUUGGCUGAUGCAGUCGAUAAGUACUCAGUUGGUGUGCCUUCUAUCCAAUGGUUAGCAUGGGUGCCUCAGAUACUCACUUGCUUAGUGUGUGGACAUGGGGCCAAGAUACUUAACUUACUGAGUCAUGUUGCAAGGGUGUAUCCUCAAGCUGUAUACUUCCCUAUAAGGACACUUUAUCUCACAUUGAAGAUUGAACAAAGGGAAAGAUACAAAAGUGCAGAAGCAUUGGGUGGGGGGGAUAAAAAAGUCAAAUUAUCUACGGACUCUCAGGUUUCUGAAGGCUCUGACAGCCAAACUGAUCAGCCAGACCUAAAUGACCCCAAAUCCCAGUCCCUUGGUAGCAGUAGUGGCAGCCAAGCGUCAGGCGACAGCGGCCCAAUACGUGCUACACCCUCUAUGUGGAGAUGUAGUAGGAUCAUGCACAUGCAACGUGAUUUGCAUCCAACCCUCCUAUCUUCACUAGAAGGAAUAGUUGAUCAGAUGGUUUGGUUUAGAGAGAAUUGGCAUGAAGAGGUCCUUCGACAAUUGUGCCAGGGGUUGGCAAAAUGUUACACAGUUGCUUUUGAGAAUCGAGCUGCGGUUUCGCAAGCUCACAUCACCCCGCACACACUUAACUUUGUGAAGAAACUUGUAUCUACGUUUGGGGUGGGAAUUGAAAAUGUGGCCAACGUGACGCAAACGUUUUCAAGCGCUGCGUCAGAGUCCCUGGCUCGGCGUGUGCAGGCCACUGCACAAGAUCCAGUGUUCCAGAAAAUGAAGAAUCAAUUCACGACUGACUUCGAUUUUGACAUCCCUGGUUCAAUGAAGCUGCAUAACGUUAUACAGAAACUUAAAAAAUGGAUUCGAAUUCUUGAAGCUAAAACUAAGAUGAUGCCUAAGUCGUUCCUCAUUGAAGAGAAAUGUCGAUUUUUGAGCAACUUUUCAGCUAGCACCGCUGAAGUAGAAAUCCCUGGCGAGUUCUUGAUGCCGAAACACACACAUUAUUAUGUGAAGAUCGCGCGUUUCAUGCCACGCGUGCAUGUCGUGCAGAAACACAACACUGCCGCUCGACGGUUGUAUAUAAGAGGCCAUAAUGGGAAGGUGUAUCCUUAUUUGGUAAUGAACGAUGGAUGCCUGAUCGAAUCACGAAGGGAAGAAAGAGUCCUCCAGCUGCUCCGACUCCUUAAUCCUGGAUUGGAGAAAAGGAAGGAGACGGCGAAGAGACAACUCCUCUUCACAGUGCCUCGUGUGGUAGCUGUGUCUCCCCAGAUGAGGUUGGUUGAAGAUAAUCCGUCAUCGCUGUCGCUGCUGGACAUUUAUAAACUCAGAUGUGUGAAGAAGUCAGUGGAACAUGACUUGCCAAUUGGAAAAUAUUAUGAACGUCUUACAUCAGUUCAAGCAAGGGGGUUGCAGGUAUCGCAUCAUGUAUUACGUGACAUUUUACGAGACGUACAAACUGACAUGGUCCCACGAACCACACUGAAGGAAUGGGCAGUCAAUGCAUUCCCCGAUGCUACAGACUACUGGACCUUUAGGAAGAGUUUCUCAUUGCAUCUCGCUCUUCUCGGCUUUGCCGAGUUUGCUCUUCACCUCACGAGGUUGCGACCUGAGAUGAUGCAGAUUGCUCAGGACUCUGGUCAUCUUCAUGCAGCCUAUUUUAGGUUUGACAUGAUUGACAGCAGUGGUGAACUAAACACAAGCAGGGCAGUUCCGUUCCGUCUUACACCAAAUAUCGCCGAGUUUGUUUCCCCUGUAGGAGUGAACAGUGUUCUAACUGCUGCUAUGAUUGCUACAGCCAGGUGCUUCAUGCAACCUAAUUUCAAGGUAAAAGGUUUGUUCCGUGCCGUACUCCGUGAUGAAGUCAUAUCAUGGCACAAGAAACGUCAGGACGAAAACGGGGGGAAUUCCCAACCAACGACUACGUCAUCGUCUACCGUACCGCCACCGGACAUGGACAGCGAGCAGCUGGUGACGUUGGUCAACCGGGCAGUGACGUCAAUUAUGACACGUCUGGAAAGGUUAGCGCAGAUGGAUAGAGGAGAAUCUACAGUGGCUACACUGGUGGAGGAAGCUAGCUCAAGCCAGAACCUCUGCCGUAUGGAUCCAGCAUGGCAUCCGUGGUUAUAAAAACAAAGUAAGCUGCGUGGACACUGCACUUUGAGCGUGAACUCACAACUGCCACUUGAACCUUAUUUUACGCAGUAAAAAUUCACUGCGGCAUAAGAUACGUAAAUUUUCUAAAUUUCAGCUGCGGCGUGAUGUGUGGGAUUUUCCAAUGUAUUAUGUACGGAAUUUGAAAUAUGCCUGCGCUGUUUUAAUAUCGUGGUAUGAGUUGUAUUUUAAGCCAAGACACUUCAGUAACGUAUCAUUACUUGCAUAUACGUACGCCAAGAAUUUGUAACAUUUGUAACCGCUUUAAACGUGCCUGACAAUAUUGUGUCGUGCCACGACUGCGUACACUUGUGUUUUAUAAAGUAAUUCAAAAUGUGAA
This is a messenger RNA of Ciona intestinalis (vase tunicate), 12221 nucleotides long. The record is from RefSeq and is a predicted model, not a curated record. Lineage: Eukaryota; Metazoa; Chordata; Ascidiacea; Phlebobranchia; Cionidae.